Molecule: messenger RNA, 2590 nt
Organism: Xenopus tropicalis (tropical clawed frog)
Lineage: Eukaryota; Metazoa; Chordata; Amphibia; Anura; Pipidae
Gene: slc26a4l
Product: solute carrier family 26 member 4 like
Biological process (GO): transmembrane transport; oxalate transport
Cellular component (GO): membrane
Source: RefSeq, marked validated
GCGAUGUAGCAGGAGAGAUCACUUGGAAUCAUGGAAUCAUCAAGUGACAACAAGUAUUUAGUGACAAGAUCUGUUUAUUCAGAGCCGGCCUUCCAGGAACAACAUGAGAAGAGAGAAAUCAUCCACAAACCAUUUAAACAAAAACUAAAAAAUACUUUCAGCUGUACCCCUAAAAAGGCAUUUGGGAUAGCCAAAACUCUUAUACCUGUCCUGGACUGGCUUCCCAAAUACAGAUGGAAAGAAUGGAUUCUGCAAGAUAUUAUAGCCGGAGUCAGUGUAGGCCUCAUUUCAGCUUUGCAAGGUCUGGCUUUCGGCCUUAUGGCUGGAGUUCCCAUUCAGUUUGGGCUAUAUUCAUCUUUCUUUCCUGUUUUGAUGUACUGCUUCUUUGGAACCUCUAGGCAUAUUUCAGUUGGGCCAUUCCCAGUGGUAUGUCUGAUGGUUGGAAUCGUUACGAUUUCUAUGGCUCCAGAUGAACAAUUUGCCAUUACUAUCAAUGGCACUGAGACUGCCAUAGACACAGCGGCCAGGGAUGCAGCUAGAAUUAGUAUCUGUGGUACACUCACCUUCCUGAUUGGAAUCUUACAGCUUUCACUGGGAGUAUUUCAGAUUGGAUUCAUUGUCAGGUACCUGGCAGAUCCACUGAUCGGAGGCUUCACCACAGCUGCUGCUUUCCAAGUGACUGUCACACAAAUAAAAACCAUCCUUAAUGUUCCUGCCAAAAACUACAAUGGUGUGCUUUCCAUAAUAUAUACAAUCAUAGAUAUAUUUUCCAACAUUGCUCAAACAAAUUUUGCUGACCUCAUUGCUGGACUGCUGACUUUAGUAAUUGUUCUAGUGGUAAAGGAGAUAAAUGAACGUUAUAAAGAGAAGAUUCGUAUACCUAUUCCUAUAGAAAUUAUUGUGACAAUUGUAGCUACAGGAAUUUCCUAUGGAGCAAAUCUGGCUGGGAAAUACAAUGCAGGAAUAAUAAAGACCAUUCCAAGCGGAUUUAUACCACCUGCGUCACCAGACGUGAGCUUGUUUUCCCAGCUAAUCAGUUCUGCCUUUUCCAUUGGAAUAGUUGCAUAUGCUAUUGCAAUAUCAGUUGGAAAGGUCUAUGGGACAAAGAAUAACUACAAAGUCAAUGGGAAUCAGGAAUUCAUUGCAUUCGGGAUCAGCAAUAUGUUUGCAGGCGUUUUCUCUUGCUUUUGUGCUAGCACUGCUCUGUCGCGUACUGCCAUUCAGGAAGGUACUGGAGGGAAAACCCAGAUUGCGGGCAUGAUUUCUGCAUUAAUGGUCCUCAUUGCGAUUGUGGCUAUUGGCAGGCUUCUGGAACCCCUGCAAAAGUCGGUGCUGGCAGCUAUUGUUGUAGCCAAUUUAAAGGGAAUGUAUAUGCAGGUUCGUGAUAUCCCUGUUCUUUGGAGACAAAAUAGAUGGGAUGCGGUUAUAUGGGUUUUCACGUGCAUAUCAGCAAUCAUCCUUGGUUUAGAUUUGGGAUUAUUGGCUGGCUUAGUGUUUGGACUACUGACUGUUGUUCUGCGUGUCCAGUUCCCAUCAUGCACUUCUCUUGCAAAUAUUCCUCAUACAGAUCUUUAUAAGGAUGUAAAGAUAUACAAAGAACUUAUUGAGCCAGGAGGAGUAAGAAUUAUUCGCUUUUCUAGUGGAAUUUUCUAUGGCAAUAUUGAAGGCUUGAAAAGUGGCAUUAAAAAAAUAGUUGGAUUUGAUGCUGCCAGAGUUUUUAACAAGAGAACAAAAGCUCUUCGUAGGAUAGAAAAACUCAUCAAGAAAGGCCAACUGGGAGCAACCUGGAAUGGUAUUGUCAGUGGUUCAGGUAUGGAUAAUGAAGGUUUUGAACCAGAUGAUGAGCCAGAUGACCAAGAAGUAGAGCAAAACCAAGAGAUUCACACAAAUGAAGUGGAGAUCCAAGUGGAUUGGAAUUCAGACCUUCCUCUAACAGUGUCUGUCCCUAAAGUUACUGUACACACUAUUAUUUUUGAUUUUGCACAGGUCGCCUUUCUCGAUGUGGUGGCAGUGAAAAGUUUAAAACUGAUAUAUAAAGAAUUCAAGAGGAUUGAUGUAGACAUUUACAUUGCAGCAUGUGAUGAUAAAGUCUACAACAAAAUGGAAAUUUGUGGGUUCUUUGAUGACGCUAUCAAGCCUGAUAUCUUUUUCCUCACUGUCCAUGAUGCUAUGCUCUACAUAGAAAAGGAGAGAAAGUUUGAAAGUGCAAGUGAUCCCAUAUUUAGGAGGAUUUCACUCAUGCAGGAAAAUAAAGGACAGCUGGACUUCGUGGAAUUAGAUCCAGUACACGAGGAGCUGGCGGUACACGAAGAGGCUAUUAGACGAUAUGCAUCCUGAGGCACCCUUCAACUGCAAAACUGGAUUCAAACACCAUCAUCCUAUUUCUAACCAUAAAAGAGUCUACAAACUUUUGUUUCUGUACCAAUGCACAAUAUAAAUAUUGUGUAGUUAAUAUAGUAAUAUAAUAUUUGUACAACAAAGAAAGAAAUGGUGCAACUGUUUAAUGUUUUUUUGGUCUUUAGUAGAUUUUGUGUACACUGUAUUUCAUUACAUAUAUAAAUAAACAUAUUCAUUUUAACAUUCAAAAGGU